Messenger RNA from Humulus lupulus (European hop), 1956 nucleotides. Its product is annotated as carotenoid 9,10(9',10')-cleavage dioxygenase 1-like. Gene Ontology annotation, molecular function: carotenoid dioxygenase activity. Gene Ontology annotation, cellular component: chloroplast stroma. Lineage: Eukaryota; Viridiplantae; Streptophyta; Magnoliopsida; Rosales; Cannabaceae. The coding region runs from base 1 to 1677 and encodes 558 amino acids. The transcript is spliced from 14 exons. The record is from RefSeq and is a predicted model, not a curated record. Gene Ontology annotation, biological process: carotene catabolic process.
AUGGCGGAACUAGAUGUGAAGAACAACAAGCUUAGCUACAACCAAGACCAAUAUAGUAGCAGCGUUGGAGUCGUCUCUGUUAAUCCAAAACCUAACAAUGGCCUCUCUUCGAAGCUCCUCGACUGGUUCGAGAGCCUCGUCGUUAAGCUCAUGCACGGCUCUUCUUCCACUCAUCCUACUCACCACUUUCUCUCCGGUAACUAUGCUCCGGUUCCCAAUGAAACUCCUCCGGUCAACGACCUCCCUGUCACCGGCCACCUUCCGGAGUGCUUAAAUGGAGAGUUUGUUCGAGUGGGUCCAAAUCCCAAGUUUGCUCCACUAGCUGGAUUUCACUGGUUUGAUGGAGAUGGAAUGAUUCAUGGUUUGCGCAUUAAGGAUGGAAGAGCAACAUAUGUGUCUCGUUAUGUUAGAACUUCACGUAUUACACAAGAACACUUCUUUGGAGGUCCCAAAUUCAUGAAGAUUGGAGACCUGAAAGGGCUUUUUGGGUUACUCAUGUUGAACAUACAAAUGCUCAGAUCAAAACUCAAAGUGUUAGAUCUUUCAUAUGGAAAUGGAACAGCUAAUACAGCUCUUACAUAUCACCAUGGGAAACUCCUAGCACUGUCAGAGGUAGACAAACCAUAUGUCAUUAAAGUGUUGGAAGAUGGAGAUCUGCAAACUCUUGGCCUGUUGAAUUAUGACAAGAGAUUGACUCAUUCAUUCACAGCACAUCCAAAGGUUGAUCCAUUUACAGGAGAGAUGUUUACAUUUGGGUAUGCACAUACUCCUCCUUACAUCACUUACAGAAUUAUUUCCAAAGAUGGUUUCAUGCAUGAUCCAGUUACUAUAACAGUAUCAGACCCCAUCAUGAUGCAUGACUUUGCCAUUACUGAAAAUUAUGCCAUUUUCAUGGAUCUUCCCAUGUUUUUCAGACCAAAGGAAAUGGUGAAGGAAAACAAGCUGAUAUUCUCAUUUGACACCACCAAAAAUGCUCGAUUUGGUGUGCUUCCACGGUAUGCAAAGGAUGAGCUUCUGAUCAAAUGGUUUGAGCUUCCAAAUUGCUUCAUAUUCCAUAAUGCCAAUGCUUGGGAGGAGGAAGAUGAUGAGGUUGUUAUGAUCAGUUGUCGUAUUGAGAACCCUGAUUUGGACAUGUACAGUGGGGGUAUCAAAGAAAAGCUUAACAUAAAUGCUUCUCUAUAUGAGAUGAGAUUCAACAUGAAAACUGGUCUAGCUUCCCAAAGACAACUUUCAGCAUCAGCUGUAGAUUUUCCUAGGGUGAAUGAGAGCUACAUUGGCAGGAAACAACGAUAUGUGUAUGGAACCAGAUUUGACAACCUUGCAAAAGUGACAGGAAUUGUGAAGUUUGAUCUACAUGCUGAGCCAGAGAGUUCUGGUAAAACAUGCUUAGAGGUUGGUGGAAAUAUUCAAGGCAUGUAUGAUCUUGGACCUGGUAGAUUUGGCUCAGAAGCUAUAUUUGUUCCCAAGGUUCCUGGAGUCAAUUCUGAAGAAGAUGAUGGCUACCUAAUAUUCUUUGUUCAUGAUGAGAAUUCUGGAAAAUCAAAGGUUCAUGUGAUUGAUGCAAAGACAAUGUCGGAAGAUCCCAUUGCUGUAAUUGAUUUGCCUUGUAGAGUUCCCUAUGGAUUUCAUGCCUUCUUUGUCAGUGAGGAACAACUACAAGAACAAGCAAAACCCUGAGCUGUAAAUCUUCAUCUACUCGAAGUUUCGACCAAAGAAUCUAUUAUUUUCACAUUAAGCUUGCAAAAAUAGUAUAUAAUAUUUGUAAGAGUAAUUGGUGAAAAUAACCUCUUUUUUGAAGUCAUUUUGCACUUUGGUCUAGUUUUGAUAAAUUUUUGCAAAAUGGUCUCUGUCUAAAAUUUCGACUAGCUGUCUAGAGUGUCAGAGAUCAUUUUGCAAUUUUUGCAAAAUAACUUCAAAAAAUAGGCAAUUUUUCUAGGAGACUCUAUUUGAAAUGGA